Molecule: messenger RNA, 4718 nt
Organism: Ceratotherium simum simum (southern white rhinoceros)
Lineage: Eukaryota; Metazoa; Chordata; Mammalia; Perissodactyla; Rhinocerotidae
Source: RefSeq, a predicted model, not a curated record
UGGUUUUCUUGCUGUUUUCACAGAGCCUGAGCCCUUGUGAAGCUGGCAAUGACAAGUCUGAAUGGUCGCCAUGCCGAAAAAAUCAUUGACAUGCCAAAACCAUCAGCCCCCAGAGUGCAUGUGCAGAGGUCCGUGUCCCGAGACACUAUCGCCAUUCACUUCUCGGCAUCCGGGGAGGAGGAGGAGGAAGAGGAGGAGGAGUUCAGGGAGUACCUCGAGGAGGGGCUGGACGACCAAAGCAUUGUAACAGGGCUCGAGGCCAAGGAAGACCUCUGUUUUGAACCCCAGGGUGGCUAUGACCCCGCUGGCCCUGCCGCUCAGCCUGUCCUGGCAGAUGGACUAUCUCCUGCCAUUUUGCCCGUCUCCCAGAACACUGCAAAGCUGUUGGAGUCCCCUCCUCCAGCAGUGCAAGUAUUAAGUACAGUGCCAUUGGCUCUGUCCCCAGGGUCGUCUUUGUUGGGGCCCUUAGCUAGCUCUCCCAGUGUGUCCUCCCUUUCUGAGCAGAAAACCGGUUCUUCCUCCCCACUGUCCUCUCCUUCCAAGUCUCCUGUCCUCUCAUCCAGUGCCUCAUCCUCCACACUUUCCAGCACAAAACCCUUCAUGAGCCUUGUGAAGUCCCUGUCCACUGAGGUGGAGCCAAAAGAAUCCCUACACCCCUCAAGGCACAGACACUUGAUGAAGACAUUAGUCAAGUCUCUGUCCACAGACACCUCCAGGCAGGAGUCAGAUACUGUGUCCUAUAAACCGCCUGACUCCAAGCUGAAUUUACACCUGUUCAAGCAGUUCACACAGCCACGAAACACAGGUGGAGAUUCCAAAACUGCACCUUCUUCCCCACUGACUUCUCCCUCCGAUACGCGCUCCUUUUUUAAAGUGCCCGAAAUGGAGGCUAAAAUCGAAGACACUAAACGACGCCUUUCAGAAGUCAUAUAUGAGCCUUUUCAGCUCCUUAGUAAAAUUAUAGGGGAAGAAAGUGGCAGCCAUAGGCCCAAAGCCUUAUCUUCAAGUGCUUCAGAACUCUCCAAUCUGUCCAGCCUGAACGGUCUCUUAGAAAGCAAUAACAACUACAGCAUCAAGGAAGAGGAGUGUGAUUCCGAGGGGGAUGACUAUCCAGGCGAUCCCAGCAUCCCCAGAAGUGACCCCCCGAAGUCCACUGAUGAGCCUGCAAGAGAGGCAGAACUGAAAAGUUCCCAGGUGAGCAGUCUAAAGGAUUUAGGCCUGAAGACAAGUUCUCUAGUUCUUGAGAAAUGUUCUUUGUCUGCCUUAGUGAGCAAAGAAGAUGAAGAGUUUUGUGAACUGUACACUGAGGACUUUGAUUUGGAAACGGAGGGGGAGAGUAAAGUUGAUAAGCUCCCAGAUAUCCCUCUCAAGCCAGAGGUGCUGGUAGACGAUGGCACGGCUCUUGACAGUGACGAUGAGAUGGCCUCCGCCGUGCAGCACCCGGAAUUACCAGUGAAGACGCUGGGCUUCUUUAUAAUGUGUGUCUAUGCGUACCUCAUCCUUCCCCUCCCCCAUUAUGUGAAUGGACUCUUUCUGGGAAUUGGCCUUGGAUUCAUGACUGCAGUUUGCGUGAUUUGGUUUUUUACACCACCAAGUGCUCAUAAAUAUCACAGAUUACGUAAAAAUCUACAACACUGGAACACAAAAUCUCUGGAUAUCAAAGAACCUGAGAUACUAAAGGGAUGGAUGAAUGAGAUUUACAACUAUGAUCCAGAAACUUACCAUGCAACUUUGACACAUUCAGUCUUUGUUCGACUUGAGGGUGGGACCUUAAGACUUUCAAAGCCCAAUAAAAAUAUAUCCAGAAGGGCAAGCUACAAUGAAGCAAAGCCAGAGGUCACCUACGUCAGCCAGAAAAUCUAUGAACUCUCAGACAGCAAGAUUUAUCUUGUACCUAAAAGUUUGGCUCGAAAACGAAUAUGGAAUAAAAAGUACCCCAUUUGUAUCGAGCUUGGUCGACAAGAUGAUUUCAUGUCUAAGGCCCAGAGUGAUAAAGAGAAUUCUGAAGAUAAGCCACCAGCUGAGAGAGAUCUGGGAGGCGAGGACCCUAAGAAGCCACCCCAUUCUCAGGAGGGAACAAGAUCUAGCCAGCGAGAUCAGAUACUGUAUCUCUUUGGAAGAACUGGCCGAGAAAAAGAGGAAUGGUUUAGAAGAUUUAUUCUGGCAUCUAAGCCGAAGUCGGAAAUCAAGAAGCCACCUGGUAUCUCUGGAAGUAAACCAGGGGUUUUGCCCUCACACAGCAGGCACAACAGUCCCUCCGGGCACCUGACCCACAGCCGCAGCAGCAGCAAAGGCAGCGUGGAGGAGAUUAUGUCCCAGCCAAAGCAGAAGGAGCUGGUGGGCAAUGUGCGGCAGAAGAUGCUUCUGGACUACAGCGUGUACAUGGCCAGAUGUGUCCCCCAAGAAAACCAGAGUCCCCAAAGGAGCCCUGUACUGAGUGCGGAGAGCAGCCCCACAGCUGGGAAAAAGUUGCCAGAGGCUCCACCCUCGGAGGAGGAAGAACAGGAAGCCUGGGUGAAUGCCUUACUUGGAAGAAUGUUUUGGGACUUCUUAGGAGAGAAAUAUUGGUCUGAUCUGGUAUCUAAGAAAAUCCAAAUGAAACUCAGCAAAAUAAAGCUCCCCUACUUUAUGAACGAGCUAACUCUGACAGAACUUGACAUGGGGAUGGCUGUGCCAAAAAUCCUUCAGGCCUUCAAGCCUUAUGUUGAUCACCAAGGACUCUGGAUCGAUUUGGAAAUGUCCUACAAUGGGUCCUUUCUGAUGACUCUCGAGACCAAAAUGAAUUUGACCAAACUAGGUAAAGAGCCUCUUGUGGAAGCCCUGAAGGUUGGAGAAAUUGGCAAAGAAGGUUGCAGGCCCAGGGCGUACUGUCUGGCCGACAGCGAUGAGGAGUCCUCCAGUGCUGGCUCCUCUGAUGAAGAUGAUGCACCAGAGCCCAGUGCGGGAGACAAACCGCUUCUCCCAGGGGCCGAAGGGUAUGUUGGAGGUCAUCGAACAAGUAAGAUUAUGAGGUUUGUGGAUAAAAUUACCAAGUCAAAAUAUUUCCAAAAAGCAACAGAGACAGAGUUCAUUAAAAAGAAGAUUGAAGAAGUCUCCAAUACACCCUUGCUGCUAACUGUUGAAGUACAAGAAUGUAGAGGAACCUUGGCGGUCAACAUUCCACCUCCCCCGACUGACCGAAUAUGGUAUGGUUUCCGGAAGCCACCAUUUGUAGAGCUGAAAGCUCGGCCAAAACUUGGAGAGAGGGAAGUGACUUUAGUUCAUGUGACAGACUGGAUAGAGAAGAAACUGGAACAAGAGUUUCAGAAAGUUUUUGUCAUGCCAAACAUGGAUGAUGUUUAUAUCCCUAUAAUGCACUCAGCCAUGGACCCUCGCUCCACUUCCAGUCUCCUGAAAGACCCACUUGUGGAGGCUGCUGAUCAGCUGUGAUGGGUGAAGAUCUGUUCCCAGUAUUCUGAGAUCUCACUCAAGGUGUGGGGUUCUUGGCUGCCAUCUGUGCUGUAGCACUGGCUUUUCCUUGUGCCACAGUUCUACCCUCUGCCUGCCAUGGCCCAUUCUACCAUCAGGUGUCAUUCCACACGUCCAGUGACUGGUGUCUAGAUUGUCUGCUGCAGAGCUUUAACUCAGAAAGGAGACUGUGGAAGCAUCAUCAUGGUGGAUCCGGAGGUGACAGGUGAAUCACACCAUGGCUUUUUUGAGUCUACCAGUUUUUGUGGCAGCAAAAGAGCAAAUUAAGAGCAAAGCUGUACAACUGGAAGGCUUCCCCUUGCCUUCUCGCCUCCAAAGCUUUUCCUCAGGCAGCCAGCGCACAGUGGAACAUUUUCUCACUUCUACAGUUUGUGUGUGAUACAGCCUUCUAAACUCCAGAGAUCUCAAUUCAGUAACGUGUGGGGAGUGGCAUUUUGUGAACCAUUUCAUUGGUGAUAAAGAGAUAUGCAUAGCAACUUACUUUUCAUAUUAAAUUCUGCGUUUUGGAAGCAAGUAGCCAUAGAACAUACACACACCCUAACACACUAUCAGCUGGGGUGGGGACAGUGGGAUCUUUGUGAAAAUUAGGCAAAGCCAUGAGAUCAAACCAUCCCAAGCCUUUUACCAAUAAGAUACAGUCACCUGAUUUCUGAUCCCAAAUGUUUUCCCGAGACUUGAGCAUAUGUGAAAACGUCAUACAUGGCACAUGACUGGAUUGGGGUGGGGCCAGAAAGCCAGGCCAGUCUUUCCAUCUGGCACUUUGUGUGCUCCGGGAAGCUUUAUAUAGGCAUCUAAAUGCUUUGUUAAUCUAACCGGUUUGGGAUGUUUUGUGGGCAGUUUCCUUUUCUGAUGGCCAAAACGGAGAGCUGCUAAUGAUCAUCAUGAGGGUCAAGACCAAGUUUGCUCAACAUCAUACACUACAUAUCUCAAAAUUAAUGUGACCUUUAAUGUUGCCAACUUAUUUUGUGCAUUUGUGUCAGAAUGUUUGGUUUACAAGUUUGGGGGCUCUAAGUGUAUAAUUUGCUUUGAGAAGUACACUUAAAAACACCAUUUCUUAUUGUUUAAAGCUGCAUUCAGUAUCAAAAUUACCUUGGGUAACUUUUGAUAACUUACAUAUGUGGACAAAGCUAAUAGUGGUUUUUUAAACAGCACCUUGCCUGAACAUGACUUUAAAGAAAUUAAUAUAUUGAAAAAAUAUUUGAACCCUUAUUUGAUUACUUUAAUUGUACCAUUAAAACAUUUGAUUUAAA